Molecule: messenger RNA, 240 nt
Organism: Prunus armeniaca (apricot)
Lineage: Eukaryota; Viridiplantae; Streptophyta; Magnoliopsida; Rosales; Rosaceae
Source: the annotation of a GenBank genome assembly
AUGCAUGAAGAGAAUGAAUACCAUAGUAUAGCAAUCACGAGGGUGGCCAUAAGAGGGAACGUCCUCACGAGUAUAUAUCAGGCUAUAAAAGCUCAAGAUUUCAAGGGAGUGAUUAUCAAACAGGUAAUUGCUGGAGUAGGGGAAAUAAUAGAAAGAGGGUCAGUUUUGCCCGAGUGUGAUAAAGAAUGGGGCAUCGGUAUAUGUAAUGGCCUCGAAACCGUCUAUCCUUGGAGUCAAUAG